AUGCCUCAAAACUACUGUCAAUUUUCCGUUGCAGCCAAUGACAUCAAUACAAAUCCACUUUUACCUAAGGAUCGGUCAGAUGUAAAACAAGAUACGCCUCAUCAGGAUUCACAUGACUUCCAGGAUACCACUGACAAAACCUUGAGGUUCCUAAUUCUUGGAGACUGGGGUGGAACGGACCAUCACCCUUACACAGUACAUAACCAAUUGGCUGUGGCUCACCAGAUGAAGGAAACAGCUCGGUCAGAGAAACCAAAGUUUAUAUUAGCUCUUGGGGACAAUUUUUAUUAUAAUGGCGUUAAAAAUGUUGAAGAUCAUAGAUUUAAGGACACCUUUGAACAUGUAUAUACCGAUUCUUCAUUGUUUGUUCCUUGGUAUGUAAUAGCUGGUAAUCAUGAUUGGCGUGGUAAUGUUUCAGCCCAGAUUGCUUACACUAAGAAAUCUACUAGAUGGAAGUAUCCAUAUUAUUACUAUCCUCUUACAUUUACCAUUCCUGGAACCCAAGAUACCUUCGACAUUAUUAUGACAGAUUCUGAGAUUCUUUGUGGUCAUGUGAUGGAUGAUUUUCAUGACACAGAACCGGAAGAACCAAAUGAUUAUGACUUUGCCGAGAAUCAUUGGAGUUGGAUAGAAAGCCAUCUAGCGAAUUCCAAAGCUAAAUAUCUGUUUGUCGCUGGACAUUUUCCUAUUUACUCAAUAGCAGAACAUGGGCCUUCUAAAUGUUUAGUAAGUCGGUUACUGCCAAUGAUGUACAAAUACAAAGUCAAUGGUUAUUUCAACGGACAUGAUCACGAUCUACAGCAUCUUAGAACAGAAUUAAAUGGUCAUGUGAUAGAUUAUAUUGGAUCUGGAUCAGGCAGAUUUGUUAAUCCAAGUACAAAACAUCGUCAUUAUGUACCACGUGGAUCGUCAUUAUUUCAAUAUGGUGACACUCAUCAUCGUGGUGGAUUUGCUUUGGCUGAAAUCAAUUCGCAGAAAGCAACUUUUACCUUUAUUCGUGCUGAUGGUCAUAAAUUGUACGAAACACAUAACUAUGCCCGCAAUGUGUAA
This is a messenger RNA of Lottia gigantea (owl limpet), 1050 nucleotides long. RefSeq lists its product as hypothetical. The record is from RefSeq and is a predicted model, not a curated record. Bases 1 to 1050 code for a protein of 349 amino acids. Gene Ontology annotation, molecular function: ferric iron binding; ferrous iron binding; acid phosphatase activity. Lineage: Eukaryota; Metazoa; Mollusca; Gastropoda; Lottiidae. The transcript has 5 exons. Gene Ontology annotation, biological process: bone resorption.